This is a messenger RNA of Bipolaris oryzae ATCC 44560, 309 nucleotides long. RefSeq lists its product as uncharacterized. The transcript has 4 exons. NCBI's taxonomy places the organism in Eukaryota, Fungi, Ascomycota, Dothideomycetes, Pleosporales, Pleosporaceae. Bases 1 to 309 code for a protein of 102 amino acids. The record is from RefSeq and is a predicted model, not a curated record.
AUGCAAUUCCUCACCCUCCUAUCCUUCGGCCUAAGCGCCACAUCCAUCCUUGCAGCCCCAACCGCCAACCCCGCUGCCCCCGCCGCUGCUGCUGCUGAAGAACUUGCAAAACGCCAGCUUAUCUGUGGAACAACGUGUACAUUUGCACGACGGAGGGAUGGAAGCAGGUUUCGUCCGGUUAGUGAGAAAGAAGGAGAUGAGGCUGGCGGUGGAAUCAGGGAUAUUGAAGUGUCUGUUUGUAAAGGGGAAGAGGGAGAGAGAGAGGAAGCAGAGACGGAGGAUGAGGAGGAGGAAGGACAUAAUUUUUAA